Molecule: messenger RNA, 1098 nt
Organism: Exophiala spinifera
Lineage: Eukaryota; Fungi; Ascomycota; Eurotiomycetes; Chaetothyriales; Herpotrichiellaceae
Product: dihydroorotase, homodimeric type
Exons: 2
Coding region: 1-1098 (365 amino acids)
Biological process (GO): 'de novo' pyrimidine nucleobase biosynthetic process; pyrimidine nucleotide biosynthetic process
Cellular component (GO): cytoplasm
Molecular function (GO): dihydroorotase activity
Source: RefSeq, a predicted model, not a curated record
AUGUUCGACGGGCUUGUCCUGCCGGCGUCGGCGGAUUUUCACGUCCAUCUUCGCGACGGAGCCAUGCUCGAGGCCGUGGCUCCAACGAUCAAGCAAGGCGGCGUCGAGACCGUAUUCGUCAUGCCCAAUCUCGUGCCACCAAUCACUACAGUCGCACAUGCACUCUCUUACAAAGAGAGCAUUUCGAAGUUCAGUGACGCAACGUGUCUAAUGUCACUGUACUUGCACCCCUCCAUCACGCCGGACACGAUCCGAGAAGCGAAGCGAUCUGGCGCGAUCUACGGGGUCAAGUCUUAUCCGGCGGGCGUGACUACAAACUCGGCCUCUGGCGUAGUCGACUACGAGCAGUUCUAUCCCGUCUUUGAGGCCAUGGAACAAGAGGACCUGGUGCUCAAUUUGCAUGGCGAGGCUCCGCCUGGCGAGGAUAUCACCGUGCUCAAUGCGGAGGAGGCGUUUCUUCCAACUCUUCUGGACCUGCAUCGUCGGUUCCCCAAGCUCAGAAUUGUCUUGGAACACUGUACGACCGCUGCGGCUAUUGAGGCUGUGAAAAAGUGCGGGCCAAACGUGGUCGCGACAAUCACCGCCCACCAUCUCAGUUUGAUCGUGGACGAUUGGGCCGGUGACCCGAUCAACUUUUGCAAACCGGUUGCGAAGCUUCCCAAGGACCGCGUUGCACUGGUCAAGGCCGCAACGAGUGGUGAUGAGAAGUUCUUCCUGGGCACAGAUAGUGCGCCACAUCCUUUGCGAGCAAAGAAAGGCGGUCUGGGGUCCGAGGUCGCAAAGUGCGCCGCCGGUGUCUUCACACAGCCAUACGCAACCCAGUACGUGUUGCAAGCUUUCGAAGGCGCGAUAUCUAAGGGGAUGAUCGAAAAAGAUCGAGUGUCACAGGAUGUGCUAGAAGGGUUCCUUGGUGCGUUUGGUCGGAAGUUUUAUCGGGUGAAAGCAAGCGGAGCGAAGAUAAAGGUUUCGGCGAAGGAGGAAAAGGUGAUCGAGAAGUUGGCCGUUCAGUCCACCGGAACCGAUGGCUCAGGAGACGUGGUUGUUCCGUUCAGAAGGAGUAGUCCUGUUUACUCCUUGGAAUGGUUGCCGAAGGUUUGA